This is a messenger RNA of Brassica napus (rape), 1330 nucleotides long. RefSeq names its product beta carbonic anhydrase 3-like. Gene Ontology annotation, biological process: carbon utilization. The coding region runs from base 357 to 1136 and encodes 259 amino acids. The record is from RefSeq and is a predicted model, not a curated record. The transcript is spliced from 9 exons. Gene Ontology annotation, molecular function: zinc ion binding; carbonate dehydratase activity. Lineage: Eukaryota; Viridiplantae; Streptophyta; Magnoliopsida; Brassicales; Brassicaceae.
UUAAUAUAUUUUAAACAAUUUCUUAUUGAACGUCUAUUUUCGGUUCGUCCUCCUGAUACCAAAAUAUUUCAAUCUUGGAGGGUUUUUGUUUUUCUGUAUGCAAAACGUUUUGCAUAAUUUAUGAAUUUUCAAAGUUGCUUUAACUAAAAGUACUGUAAAUAACAAACUUUCUGUUUUUAAAAUAGACAAAUUAGUCAUAUAGAAUUUUCCGUAUAGUGAAAGUGACUGAUCUCCGACUAUAAAUAGUGGAGUAGCUAGUGGUCAUCUCCUAACAUAUAAACUAAAAUUGUAUUUAUUUUUAAGUAUCUUGCUCUAAAUCCUUUGAUUUCCAAAGAAACUCUCGAGAACGAAAAGAAAUGUCGACGGAGUCAUAUGAAGAUGCCCUUGAAAGACUAGGAGAGCUUCUCAGUAACAAAUCGGAUCUCGGGAACAAGGUGGCCGCAAAGAUCAAGAAGUUAUUUGGUGAGCUAGAAGAAUUUGAAUCCAAGAAGUCAUCAGAUGCCGUAAAACAAAUCAAAUCCGGAUUUAUCCACUUCAAGAAUCAUAAAUAUUUGAAGAACCCUUCCUUGUUCAAAGCACUUGCCAAGAGCCAGAACCCCAAGUUUCUGGUGUUUGCUUGUUCAGAUUCCCGAGUUAGCCCUUCUCACAUCUUGAACUUCCAACCUGGAGAAGCCUUCAUCGUUAGAAACAUUGCAAAUAUGGUUCCACUUUAUGACAAGACACAACACUCUGGUACUGGUGCGGCUAUGGAAUACCCAAUUACAAAACUCAACGUGGAGACCAUUCUGGUGAUUGGUCACAGCCGUUGUGGUGGAAUAAAGGGUCUCAUGUCCAUUGAAGAUGAUUCAGCUCCAAGUAGGAGCGUCUUCAUAGAAGACUGGGUCAAGAUUGGUACACCGGCGAAGAACAUGAUCAAGCAGGAGUAUGGAGACCUGAGCUUCGAAGAACAGUGCACAUACUGUGAGAAGGAAGCGGUAAAUGUGACGCUGGGGAAUCUGCUGUCUUACCCAUUUGUGAGAGAAAGAGUGAUGAAGGGAAAGCUCACCAUAAGAGGAGCCCACUACGAUUUCGUGAAUGGAACGUUUGAACUCUGGGAACUCGAUGUCAAGACCACCCCUGCCUGUUUCUUUUCUUAAGAUAUUCCUUCUUACCUUUUCUCUAUGUUGCUUUUUUUUCUCUGAACAACUCUAUGUUGCUUCUAAGUCUUAUUAUCAUGUACUUGCUUCUGUUUCUUAUUUCUGUGUUCUUGUUUAUGUUUCCAUUGGAAGAGAAACGAAUAAGCUAAGUUUCAAAAAAAAGAAAAGAAUAAGCUAGAAGAGUAUUCUUUUUA